Molecule: messenger RNA, 1485 nt
Organism: Poecilia reticulata (guppy)
Lineage: Eukaryota; Metazoa; Chordata; Actinopteri; Cyprinodontiformes; Poeciliidae
Gene: rab3aa
Product: RAB3A, member RAS oncogene family, a
Molecular function (GO): GTPase activity; GTP binding
Source: RefSeq, a predicted model, not a curated record
CAAUAAUUCUUACAUUCUGCUCGCGCAGGUGCAACGCUUGGCUCUGAACUAGCCGCUGUAGGAAAGCUAAGGGGAAAAUCACCCGUUUCGUGAUAAACCCUGCGCUUAUCUUGAAUAGCGGGGCUGUGUUCAUUACAACAGGAGACACAGAAAGAACGGAGCUUAUUUAUCCAUUACGAGAUGGCAUCUGCAAAUGCGACAUAUGGACAGAAGGAAUCCUCGGACCAGAAUUUUGAUUACAUGUUUAAAAUCCUCAUCAUUGGCAACAGCAGCGUGGGAAAAACCUCCUUCCUCUUCCGCUAUGCAGAUGACUCGUUCACACCGGCGUUUGUCAGCACGGUGGGAAUCGACUUCAAGGUCAAGACCAUCUAUAGGAACGACAAGAGGAUAAAACUACAGAUCUGGGACACUGCUGGUCAGGAGCGCUAUAGAACGAUCACCACAGCCUACUACAGGGGAGCAAUGGGCUUUAUCCUCAUGUACGACAUCACCAACGAGGAGUCCUUUAAUGCUGUGCAAGACUGGUCGACCCAGAUCAAGACGUACUCAUGGGACAACGCCCAGGUCCUCCUGGUGGGAAACAAGUGUGAUAUGGAGGAUGAGCGGGUUGUGGUGUCUGACAGAGGGCGCCAGCUGUCAGAGCAACUUGGUUUUGAGUUCUUUGAAGCAAGCGCUAAAGACAACAUCAAUGUGAAGCAGACAUUCGAGCGACUGGUGGACAUCAUCUGUGAGAGGAUGACAGAGACUAUGGACAACAACGACCAAACGGUCACCGGAGCAAAGCAGGGGCCACAGCUCAAUGAGCAGCCCCAAAGGUCUCACCAAGAUUGCGCUUGCUGAAUGCACACAUACUCGCAUAUGCACACACACACACACAGAUACUGCUUGUCCUGAUUUUUCAAGUUUGUUUUUUUUAGUCUGGAUCUUGCCGUUUGUUCUUUUUAAAAUGCAGAUACAAAACGUCCCUGCACAUAAACACUGCCAUCCAUCCACAGCCCCACACCAGGAGCACAGUCUGCCGAGAGCCGGGCCUUCCAGGGACUGUCCUUCUGCUCAGCAACAUUCCCCGACUCUUUCACACACUUCUUAAACACACUAAGCUGUAUGUUACCAGAUGUGCAACAGUUGUAAUUAUUGUCCCUCUGAAAAGGUGUUUGUUGCUGAAGUCUGUUCAUGUAGGCGUGUUUUAGAAUAUCUGAAAUCCUCUUUUUAGUUUUGUGGUGGACUUUUUAGGGAGAUUUUGGACCCAAGUUUGAUGUUCAGGCAGAGUUGUUCUUAAAUUAAGAAAUUAUUGAAUUCAUUUAAAUAUUUAUCUUCAAUGGAUCUCAAAAGUGUUCAAACCUAUGUUUAAAAUGCAGGGUUUUAUGACUUAAAGAAAGGCCAUGAUAAAUUAUCUCAAAUUAUUUUUCUUUAUUAAUGAGACAUACAUCCUGUAUAAUCCAACUGAAAACAAUUCUGCUUUAGUAAAAGAAAAAAAUGGAAAGG